UAAGACGAACUUGAACUUCUAUUUACAGUUGAAAACUGCGGAUGUUGACAUGCUGAGUUCCUUCUCUGCAUUUUUUUUUUUUCUUACUUCAAAGUCGUGCCAUUAUACGGAAAUUGGAGCCAGCAUGUCUGAACGACAGAAAACGACGAAAACAAUCACUUAAGCUUGUUUUGUUUCUUGUCAGUACGGUACUGUAGUUUGUUUCAUUCCGCAGACUUCUUUUCUCAUUAAGCUUCGUCGGACGGCGUCACGAAACGCAACGUUGCUUGACAGAGAGGGGGCCAGAGGUAACCGCCGGCGCAUCUUGAAAAAGUUGGCCAAUAUUUUCUAAGUUUAUCUUUUGUUGCAUCUUCCGCGGUCAUAACCAUCCUAGUUUAUUAUUCUCUCUUUUAUGUUUUUCUACAUUAUUUUGAGGUUUACUUAUUUAGAUUUGAAAUUACUUUUCUUUUACAUCAGAAAAAGAACUUAAAAUAUCGUGAUAUACCUCCUUAAACUAAGCAUCUUCGGUAAAAUGGUUUGGAUUCUUUUUCAGAUUUGUUGAUAUUUCAAAACUCCCAUUACAUGAUCACUACAUGAAGCAGUAUGCCGAUGUUCUGUACCGCUGGAAUCUGCUGGGCAAAAGAGCUGAAGUGAUUAAAUUCUUAAGUGAGCCUCAACAACCGCAUAAUGGAGUGGAGUUCAGCACUCGUUGUCACAACUGUACGCAUACGCUACGUGGAGCUCAGUGCUACUCUUGUAAAGCUUUGGGACUUCAGUGUGUUAUAUGCCACAUUGCUGUCAGAGGAGCCAGCAAUUUCUGUGUAGCGUGCGGUCACGGCGGACACACUUAUCAUCUCAUGACUUGGUUUGAGACAAUGGAAGUCUGUCCUUCAGGGUGUGGCUGUAGAUGCUUAGAAGUUGGGACAUUUAUCGUGGAUUGACUGUUUCCCUUACACAAGGGGGGUUACAUGGUAAACACUGUCGCAACCAUGUGCACACGGGUUAGCGAGGACUAGCGAAGCAAACGUUACCGUGCGCUACCCGAGUUUCAACGCACAAAAUCGUUGCGAAGCAAGUUGCAGAAAAUGGAAUUGUUAUGUGGCAGUUUUCAAGAAAGUUAUGAGACAAGUUUACAGAUACUACAAAUUGGGGAAUGCCGAAAUUGACUUUAAUUUCAAUGGAAGGGAACGUAGAGAUUCAAGUUAACUGAUGGCUAGGUACAGUGUUACUUGGUAAAUUUUACUGGAGUUGUUUUUUCCUUCUGAUGGGACGAAAUUGUUGACAGCUCGCUGCCGAAGCAGAGUGUAUUGACAGUACUACAAAACUGUGGCACAUUUAUAGGGAGGAAAUUCGAUCAACACCCAGCGCAAGUGAUCCUCUGGGGGGAAAGACCUGUAGAGGCAGUUGCCCGAUGUAACUGCUUGUAGAUACCACGUAUGAGGAAGAAUUGUAUAAAAUUCUAUUAGUACUCGACCCGCGCUCAAGGUCGCAAAAUAACUGAGUAAACAGAAUCAGUAGCCCCGACACAACCACCCGCUCUCAAGAAAGAUCGGAGUGUGGCGACGCCUCUGAUCUUUCUUGAGAAGAACGUGUGAGGCUGACCUCUACUUAGAAUGAGACAAAAGUUUUCAAAUAAAGUCACAUUUAAUGAUGUAAAACUAGCAGCAACUGUUUUACGUCUCGAGGGUUAAGGCCGAUACACACGAGGGGUUUUGCUCCUGGGUUUUGCUCCAGGGGCAAGCUCCAGCAGCAAAGCUCCUCUGUGUGUACCAACGAUUUCAUGGGCGUAAUUCAUUCUCGGGGGCAGAACUUCCACCCUGCAAAAUGCUCAACAACAUUAAAUGGUUAAAUGUAUUUGGUAGCAAGAUCCCGGGGCAAAUUGAACAAACUUGAAAACGCUCCCUCGUCUGUAUCAUACUAUGGAGCAAGCUCCCAAACUAUGCGCCCCGGUGUGUACUAGUCGUGCAAAUUGACCCUGGAGCAUGCUCCUGGAGCAAAACCCCUCGAGUGUAUCGGCCUUUAGUCUCCUUCGCAGCCAUUUCUAGUAUUAGAAACUAAAUAAACUGCAAAGCCGUGAACAAAGAUCCUGCUUGAUU
This is a messenger RNA of Orbicella faveolata, 2075 nucleotides long. RefSeq names its product GATOR2 complex protein WDR59-like. Gene Ontology annotation, molecular function: signaling adaptor activity; protein binding. Gene Ontology annotation, biological process: cellular response to amino acid starvation; positive regulation of TORC1 signaling. The record is from RefSeq and is a predicted model, not a curated record. NCBI's taxonomy places the organism in Eukaryota, Metazoa, Cnidaria, Anthozoa, Scleractinia, Merulinidae. Gene Ontology annotation, cellular component: Seh1-associated complex; vacuolar membrane.